AGUUCCGCCGCGGCGCUCGUGAAUAAUAGGUCAUAUAUUUCUGCCGAAUAUUUGCCAAAUAUAAUAAAAACUGAAAUUGUCAUGAUGAAAAAGCACUUUGAGAAGGAUUAACCAACCAAUCGGUAAAUUACGAUCGGAAAAAAUCAGUUCGAAUACGAUUAGUUCUUUUGUGUUAGUUAUGUAUUAUUCAAACUUCCUGAGAAGUUGAGUAAGCUCGAUUCACGUGACGAACUUUCGAUAUCAGUGGUGGAUACAAAAUGGAUUGGGAUUUUUGACGUUUUCUAAUCCCAAGAAAGCCGCCACCAUGUUAGGGGCAGCAUCCGCAUCCACGUUCAGCUAAUAUGAUUUUAUUGGUUACUGCAUUACUGCUAUUCAGUACCGGUUUAGCAGGUUCGAUGCCCGGAGGACCCGGCGUUCCCGAGAAUAUAACUGUGACUUUUCUCAAUCCCACGUCCGUUCGCGUUUCGUGGGCAACUUCCGUUGAAAACGCGGAUAAAUAUGACGUUACGUAUAAACCGACGGGUGCCAGAGUGGUGGCGGUGGUGGCCGGAAAUUCGGACGCUGUGACCUUGAGCGGCCUCAAGGCCGACACUCAGUAUCAGGUGACCGUCGCUGCAGUUUGGGGCGGCAAGAAAUACAGGAGUAGGCCAAUUGUCUUCCGAACACUGGAGCCACCGCGGACCUCGCCGCAGCAAGAUCAGAUGGCAGCUGCUUUUUCCACGGCUGAACCUACGGUCACGACGUCCACCGGCAAGGAUAAUAAGUCUGGACAGUCACCCGCUGAUUUGGUCGAAUAUCCACAGGCCAGUUCAACGGUUAGAGGUGUAGAAAUAGGUAUAGUUCUUUUAGUAUUAUUCGUAUGGAUAGCGGCCAUAGCGUUAUUUUUCAAUCGUUGGGGUAAAAUUCGAAUGCUGUUACCCUACCAACCCGAUUAUAAACAAGAACAGCUGAAAGUACCAGGUACUGCGGCUUGCGCAGCAGCUACCGCGUCCGGAGCUACUUGUACGCACAAUUCGGGGGACCACAUCUGUCAACAGAUACAUGCACAACCGCCGCGAACAGCUCGACCACGCAUGAACAGCGCCAUCUUUGUGUCAAACAGCGGACCCGGCAUAGAUCCCAAGGAGUUCUUCCGUCUACACGGCUCCGUUUCUAGACUAUGUAGAAAAGCGAGAAGUGUGGAUAACAUCUCCUUGGAGGAGAAGCAUUUUGGACUUCCCCAGCUUUCCAUAUCCGGGCCUUCGCCACCCGAAGACGAAGAAAAAGAACUAGAUAGAGACAUAUCAGAGACAGAAACGUUAAUGAAGCAGAGAGAGUGAUAUGUAGCGUUAUGCACAUGGUUGUUCUGAUGAGUGGAUCUUGCCGAGAUUUGCCAAAAAUAUAUUUUCUUAAAAAAGUUUAUAUGUCAAAAGAUAUUUACAAAGAAUGAAUGAGAUUUUUAUUGAACUACAGCCUUCCUUAAACUACAAAACAUUCUGUAUAUAUCGUAUUAACAACGAAUUCAUUGAAUAUACUUAAUUCUAAAUAGUUAAUUUACGUAAAACUUUUUAAAUAUUGAUUUCACUCCGUAUUAUUUAUAAUGAUUAACUCUAUCAUAUCAACAAGAAAAAUUUUUUCUCAUUACUAGCUUUUUAUAAUCACUUUUAUCGAUGUAGGAAACGCUUUUCUUAUUAACCAAGGUAGAAAAAUACAGAGUGUACUUGAGCAAAGCUAGAUCCCAAUCCAUUUGACCCAAUUCAUUCAGUACUUCGAAACUCUCGACUGGUAUUCAGGAAAAAAAUUUAAUAUGUUUUUCUUAUUACACAAUAUAUUCUUUUUCAUACAACACAUGUGAUUAUUUCGGCCUUCAGCCUCUGCUCUAAAUUUAGCAGCAGUUCCACUGGAAUAAUUUCAAUUGAGCAAUCUCCACCACCAGCAAAAGAUUAUAUACUGGUGAUAAUGUUUAAUAUUGAGCAGAAGCAUGUUAUAUGAGUCAGGAUAGAAAAAUUUAUCAAUAUAUUGUAUCCAUUGAAGACCCCAAGGCUUCUUGGUUCAAAAUUUUCACAUUCUUGGUAACUUCUACAAAAAGUGAAAGAUUAGAACUUGAAAAAGUACUUAGACUUGCCUGAGGCCCAUUGUCUUACCCUUUCAUACCCAACAAUACUUUUAUUUGAAGGGCGUUAGCCCAACUAAUGUAGAAGCUGAACUAGAUUCUACUCUGAUUGAGACUGCUCCUUCAAUAUUAACAGUAAAAUAUUGGGUAGCAGAAGACAAAGACCAUCAUCGCAGUGGUCGACCAAAUGAGGUGAUGACGACUCCAGGAAUGUUGGAAAUAUCGUCAUCAUCAUCGACUAAAAAAUUACGGUAUAUAAUGUUCACACGAGGAAGCUAUGCGCAAGAUGGGUGCCGCGAACAAAAACAGCGUCGUGAAGAUGAUUCCAUCGAGCGUUUUGCAAUGUUUCAUAACCAUGGAUGAAACGUGGAUACAUCACUUCACACUCGAAACGAAAUAACAAUCAAAACAAUGGACUGAAAUGGGAGAAUCGGCUCCGAAGAAGACAAAGACCGUUCCGUCUGCAGGCAAGGUCAUCACGUCGGUUUUUUAGAAAGCGCGUGGAUAAUUUUCAUUGAUUAUCUUGAAAAAAAAAUCAACGGCGAGAAUUAUGUGAAUUUAUUGCAAUUUAGAGAAUAAAUCAAGCAAAAACGGCCGCAUUUGACUAAGAAAAAGUGUUAUUUCGUCAAGACAUUGCUCCAGCUGAAAUAUCCGUUAUUACAAUGGCCAAAAGUAAUGAAUUAAAGUUUGUACUGCUACUUCAUUCACCCUAGUCACCAGAUUUUACUCCCUCGGAUGAUUUUCUGGAGCUUGACGAUGCCAAGAGUAUCGAACUUAUUGAACAUCGCUGGGAAAGUAGAUUACGUUGAAAAACAUAUUUUUUUCUAUCCUCGUAUAAUGUACAGUAGUGAUCACUACAUUUAUUUUUAUUUGUUUGUUUUUUCUUAAUUAAUCCUUGGCUAAAUCGCUCUGCAUAUGGUGCAAUCACUUCUGCUCGAUCAUAUAUCCUGAUCUUUAACUCUGAUUUCUUUGUCAGAAGGUUCUAUUGGUAAUUCCAUCGGCACUAGUAACUAAGUCUACGGCAUCCUCUGUCUUCGUUUUACUUUUAGUAAGCCCAUUUGCUUUAGAGUUCCUUUUUACUUCAUAAAGUCCAGGUACCCAACUGUGACUUACUUCAAUGCCACGAAUCCAGGAAAGUUUUUCAAGACAGCUCAUCAUCAAUUUUGCUUUCGUCGUUUUUAAUAUUUGAUAUUGUUUUUAAAGCCAUCUAUGUAGUUUGUUGUAUUUCUGCUUGAAUCACUACUUUCCCAUAACAGUUUAGCACCCCUCUCUAUAUUUUAGAUAUUUAAAAACCCAUCGACUCCUGAGUAAUCAGUGAAGAUUGAGAUUACUUUCCUUAAAGUCCGUUUUUGUGGUCUGUGUUCUGAGCUACUAGAUGCUCAUAUUGACUCAUUUCCUGCAGGAUAAUUGUAUAUCCUAUCUGUUAGUUACACUAAGAAAAAUUCUACUAGUGAAUAUUCAUUUGAAUUUAAAGUAUUUUGAACAUUUUUUUUUAAAGAAUGAAAUGAAAAUAAAAUUUUAAAGAAAUUUCGUUAACAUGUCUCGUAAAAAAUUAUUUGGAGACCAGAGUUUGUGGAGGAUAGUGUAAAUCAGAUAGUCACCUCUUCAUCAUAUCACAGAUUCCAUAUUUUUGAAUGCUAUAUAGUAAAACUCGGCAAAAUCGACUUCAAAAACAGCAUUAGAUCAUACAGUUCAUGAAUUUUCAUCCUUUCUACACUUUUGGGGCCAUUAAAAACGACCAAUGCAAUAUAGAAUUCUACAUAGAAAAUCGCGUUGAUGUUAUCUUUCUAGAUGUUUUUUUCGAUCAAAGAAACAAUUCGUGUAAAUGUAUGAUCUAAUAACCCAGCACGUACAAUUCAAAAUCCAAAUUUCUUUCGUCUUCUGUGUAAAUAUUGAUUCAGUUACUAACUCUUAAAGCAAUAAAGUGAAAAACACUGAAAACGGUGCCAAUGAGUGCGAAACUAGUGUAUGAUUUACUUUGUAAUCCAAAUCUCAAGGAACAAAUUUUAAUCUCAAGUUGUUUCAGUUGAUAAUUAUGAAUCAAAUUAAUGUAAUUCUUUAUAGUAGGGGAGUUUUAUUACAAAGAAGAUUGAAUUAGUCAAAAAGUGACAUCAAACUUUUAAUAUUGAAAAUCGUCGUUUAAAUUUCAAUAAAAAAAUAGUAGAGUUUCAGAUAAAUCUUUGGUUGAUUCUCCAUCAUUUUUUUUUGGUUUUUUCAUUUCUACUAUCAUAUCAUGCAGUUCUAAAGAAGCAGUUAUAAACAAAAUCUCCUUUAGUAUAGUCGGAAGUGACUCGACUCGACUAAUUUAUAGUCGAGACAAUCUAAACACUAUUUUAAACAAUUGUUUCCAAAUAUCUACUGCUAGUACAGGCAAAUUAGGCGAUUUUGAGCUAAAACCUUUAAUUAAAUAGGGCGGAAUUUCUAGAUUCUGGGAGGUUUUGGGUAUACUAGCAACUUUUAAUAAGAUUGCGGGCAUGGAUUUUCGGAAUUUUGGGACUCGAAACUAUGAGGAAUUCUAAAAAAACUGCCAUAACAAAAAAUGUAGAGUAUAAAAUUUUCUACAAAAAGUAUCCUAGGUAUUUGUUCCUAACCUCAAAAUUUUCACCUCAAAAUGGAUUUAUACAUUCAAAAAUAUUUUGAAUCGCGAAUAACUGGAAAGCUACGAGGAAUUCGAAAAAAAUUGCUAGAACAAAAAAUGUACAGCAUAAAAUUCUCUAUAGAUUGAUUUAUAGGCAUUUUUCCUAACCCCAAAGUUUUCACCGUAAAAUUAACUCAAAAACAUUUUGAAUUGGGGAUAACUCGAAAAUUAUGAUGAUUUCGACACAAACUGCCGGGUCAAUAAAAGUAGAACACAACAUUCUGCACAAAAAAAAGGUUUCAAUUUUUUCCUAACCUCAAAAUUUCCAUAAUAAAAUGAGCUUAAAUGCAGAAAAAAUUUUUAAAUCGCGAAGAACUCGAAAACUGCUGGGGCAGUUUUUUCGAAUUACUCUUAGCUUUCGAGUUAUUCGCAUUUGAAAAUUUUGCAAACCCAUACCCGUAAUUUUGUUGGUAUAUUCGGUAACCGAAAACCUUUGAGAAUUUAUAUCAUUAGAAGCGCCCAAUUUAAUUCAGGGUUUAAUCCUAUUUCACCUGUACUACGCCGUUUAUCACUAGCUUAAAAAGCGUGAGGUGAUUUGCUUAAGUAUAAUCCCUACUUUCUAGGUAACAUAAAGUGUAUUUUCACCCACAAAAAACUGCCAUAAACCGCAUAUACUGAAGAUAUUUCACAAUUACAUGUAAUGUUUUAUUAGAACUUAUCGUCCAUGUACAUAAAGCUGUUUAUUCUUCAAGCAUUUCCUGUUAAUACGACGCUUCACCCUUAUUCAUAGUUUUUCUUGUUCUCAUAUUGUUUUUGAGCAAAAAUACAUUUGAUAACAGGCGACUUAGAAAUAUCGAACAAAGGAUGCUGUCUGCUCAACGUGGUAGCACUGGACUAGACGCAAUCUUCUUCCAGGGCUGGCAAUUAAUACAAACAGCACUAUAAAUGACAUUAGGCAAGACACAUUGGAUAAAUCUCAGACUGGAUGCAAAAGAUCUUCAAAACUCAGAAAAUCGCAACCGAUACUGAAUUAAUUUUGGAUCGUUUUACUGCUUCCAGGAAGAAGCUUGUUGUGUUUCUGCUUGUAUCUUUUAGAUAUAACAAGGAGCUUCAAGAAUAUCCGGAAUAUCAAAUAAGAAAGCCAGACAAUUUUCUGAACAUGAAGAAAAAACUAAAGCACUAUCUAGAAUUCAUGAUUAUGAUCGUUAUUAUAAUCGUCGCAAAAAAAAUAAAAAAAUUUGACCACAUGACUCAGAACAAAUGAAAUAACAUCUUUCUCUGGAAAAGAAAAUGUUUAUUCUAGACAUUCUUCAACAAAAUUGGUAGACAGAGUAUUCGUGAUGUUUGAUACAAUUUAAGGUCAAUUGGCGUCUACUUUUGUCAGAUAUCAUCGAUUGAAAAUCUAUUGAAGUCGAUUUCCACUUGAUUGCUGACUUCUAAUGUCUAUCGGCGUCGAUUGAUGUCGAUUCACUUUAAUUCAUACCAUUUAAGGUCAAUUGGCGUCUACUUUUGUCAUAUAUUGUCGAUUGAAAAUUCAUUGAAGCUGUUUAAAGUCGAUUUCUAGUUAACUGCUGAAUUCUAAUGUCUAUUGGCGUCGAUUGAUGUCGAUUAACUUCAAUUCAUGUCAUUUGAGGUCAAUUGGCGUCUACUUUUGUCAGAGAUUGUCGAUUAAAAAUCCAUUGAAGCCGAUUGAAGUCGAUUUUGACUUGAGUACUGACUUCUAACGUCUAUUGGAGUCUAUUGAUGUCGAUUCACUUCAAUUCAUGCCAUUUAAUGUCAAUCGGCGUCUACUUUUGUCAUAUAUUGUCGAUUGAAAAUUCAUUGAAGCUGUUUAAAGUCGAUUUCUAGUUAACUGCUGAAUUCUAAUGUCUAUUGGCGUCGAUUGAUGUCGAUUAACUUCAAUUCAUGUCAUUUAAGGUCAAUUGGCGUCUACUUUUGUCAGAGAUUGUCGAUUAAAAAUCCAUUGAAGCCGAUUGAAGUCGAUUUUGACUUGAGUACUGACUUCUAACGUCUAUUGGAGUCUAUUGAUGUCGAUUCACUUCAAUUCAUGCCAUUUAAUGUCAAUCGGCGUCUACUUUUGUCAGAUAUUCUCGAUUGAAAAUUCAUUGAAGCUGUUUAAAGUCGAUUUCUAGUUAACUGCUGAAUUCUAAUGUCUAUUGGCGUCGAUUAAUGUCGAUUAACUUCAAUUCAUGUCAUUUAAGGUCAAUUGGCGUCUACUUUUGUCAGAGAUUGUCGAUUAAAAAUCCAUUGAAGCCGAUUGAAGUCGAUUUUGACUUGAGUACUGACUUCUAACGUCUAUUGGAGUCUAUUGAUGUCGAUUCACUUCAAUUCAUGCCAUUUAAUGUCAAUCGGCGUCUACUUUUGUCAGAUAUUCUCGAUUGAAAAUUCAUUGAAGCUGUUUAAAGUCGAUUUCUAGUUAACUGCUGAAUUCUAAUGUCUAUUGGCGUCGAUUAAUGUCGAUUAACUUCAAUUCAUGUCAUUUAAGGUCAAUUGGCGUCUACUUUUGUCAGAGAUUGUCGAUUAAAAAUCCAUUGAAGCCGAUUGAAGUCGAUUUUGACUUGAGUACUGACUUCUAACGUCUAUUGGAGUCUAUUGAUGUCGAUUCACUUCAAUUCAUGCCAUUUAAUGUCAAUCGGCGUCUACUUUUGUCAGAUAUUCUCGAUUGAAAAUUCAUUGAAGCUGUUUAAAGUCGAUUUCUAGUUAACUGCUGAAUUCUAAUGUCUAUUGGCGUCGAUUAAUGUCGAUUAACUUCAAUUCAUGUCAUUUAAGGUCAAUUGGCGUCUACUUUUGUCAGAGAUUGUCGAUUAAAAAUCCAUUGAAGCCGAUUGAAGUCGAUUUUGACUUGAGUACUGACUUCUAACGUCUAUUGGAGUCUAUUGAUGUCGAUUCACUUCAAUUCAUGCCAUUUAAGGUCAAUCGGCGUCUACUUUUGUCAGAUAUUCUCGAUUGAAAAUUCAUUGAAGUUGUUUAAAGUCGAUUUCUAGUUAACUGCUGAAUUCUAAUGUCUAUUGGCGUCGAUUGAUGUCGAUUAACUUCAAAUCAUGUCAUUUAAGGUCAAUUGGCGUCUACUUUUGUCAGAGAUUGUCGAUUAAAAAUCCAUUGAAGCCGAUUGAAGUCGAUUUUGACUUGAGUUCUGACUUCUAGCGUCUAUUGGAGUCUAUUGAUGUCGAUUCACUUCAAUUCAUGCCAUUUAAGGUCAAUCGGCGUCUACUUUUGUCAGAUAUUGUCGACUGAAAAUCCAUUGAAGCUGAUUAAAGUCGAUUUCUAGUUAACUGCUGAAUUCUAAUGUCUAUUGGCGUCGAUUGAUGUCGAUUAACUUCAAUUCAUGUCAUUUAAGGUCAAUUGGCGUCUACUUUUGUCAGAGAUUGUCGAUUAAAAAUCCAUUGAAGCUGAUUGAAGUCGAUUUUGACUUGAGUACUGACUUCUAACGUCUAUUGGAGUCUAUUGAUGUCGAUUCACUUCAAUUCAUGCCAUUUAAUGUCAAUCGGCGUCUACUUUUAUCAGAUAUUCUCGAUUGAAAAUUCAUUGAAGCUGUUUAAAGUCGAUUUCUAGUUAACUGCUGAAUUCUAAUGUCUAUUGGCGUCGAUUGAUGUCGAUUAACUUCAAUUCAUGUCAUUUAAGGUCAAUUGGCGUCUACUUUUGUCAGAGAUUGUCGAUUAAAAAUCCAUUGAAGCCGAUUGAAGUCGAUUUUGACUUGAGUACUGACUUCUAACGUCUAUUGGAGUCUAUUGAUGUCGAUUCAAUUCAAUUCAUGCCAUUUAAGGUCAAUCGGCGUCUACUUUUGUCAUAUAUUGUCGAAUGAAAAUUCAUUGAAGCUGUUUAAAGUCGAUUUCUAGUUAACUGCUGAAUUCUAAUGUCUAUUGACGUCGAUUGAUGUCGAUUAACUUCAAUUCAUGUCAUUUAAGGUCAAUUGGCGUCUACUUUUGUCAGAGAUUGUCGAUUAAAAAUCCAUUGAAGCCGAUUGAAGUCGAUUUUGACUUGAUUACUGACUUCUAACGUCUAUUGGAGUCUAUUGAUGUCGAUUCACUUCAAUUCAUGCCAUUUAAGGUCAAUCGGCGUCUACUUUUGUCAGAUAUUGUCGACUGAAAAUCCAUUGAAGCUGAUUAAAGUCGAUUUCCACUCGAUUACUGACUUCUAACGUCUAUUGAAGUCGAUUGAUAUCGAUUCACUUCAAUUUAUGUCAUUUAAGGUCAAUUGCUUCUACUUUUGUCAGAUAUUUUCGAUUGAAAAUCCAUUGAAGCCAAUUGAAGUCGAUUUCCACUUGAUUACUGACUUCUAAUGUCUAUUGGCGUCGAUUGAUGUCGAUUCACUUCAAUUCAUUCAUUCAUUCAAUAAAAUUAAGUUAUUUGGAUAAAAAAGGCGGCGUAUCAAACGGAUCCUGGGGCGACAAAAAGCCUUUUGCUAGAUGCAAAUUCAGUUUUUUAUUCAUUAUUUUUCCAAAAUUUUUCAUAAUGUAACUUUAAAAACAACAAAGAAUAUAUGUUGUCAAAAAGUUGUAUAAAAUUUUGCACAUUCUUUUAUCCCCGACCUGAAUUAACGUAAUUUCAUACAUAAACCGCUAUGAAUAUGAUGAAAACAGUUUGAAAUUUUGGAAAAUGAGUUAAUGAUGCAAUAUUUGAAACUACAUAACAAGGUGUUGAAAUUGCAAAAACCAAAAUGGCUCUAAUCAUCCUGUUUCUCGUUGAUUUUGAAAUCCUCACGCUCCAAUAACUCAUGUUCAUUGUUUAUAAACUAUUCAAUCCAACUGAUUCUCAUUACUCCUCAACAAAUUCCAGUUUACCAGCUAAAACUCCCCUACUAUUAUCCAAUCAACAAAAAAAUUGAAAGAGGCCGCAAAAACGUUACAAAUAUCAUUUUAUAGUGAAUUAAUUAUAACCAGAGGUACAGUGACUUUUUGGAUGUAAUACAGGUUUUCAGCCUUGGUUGGAUUCAUAGUUUUUUGUACAAAAAUAACGAUCGAUUAGAAUACAAAAAUUGUUCACAAAUAUCGAGGUAGUUUGUAUGCAAUAGCUAUCAACUGAAUGACGUAACUUGUUCAAAUGUUCACACAAGUCAAUUAGGCAGUCGAAGAAAACCGCUAAUCUACAUCAAAAUGGCGGCCGUGGGGUAAACAAUCGAUUUUUCCCGAUAUUGAGAGUUAUUUUAUUUUAUAGAAUCCAUAGAUAUUUUUUAAAUCGAUUUCAGUAGAAUUAAUGCAGUUGGAACUCAAUAUUUUUGCAUUUUAUUAAUUACUCUGCAAGUAAGCUUUCAAGCAAUUUACAAAAUUUAGAGUACACAGUUUUUUUUUUGGAAAUUAAUGUCCGCUGUUGCGUUCAAAUUUAUGACUCAGAGGCAGUGAAAUAUACAAGAAGGAACUUGAAGCUUCAGGUGGAGUUUUCUCAUUUUUUAUUGAAUAAAAAAGCUUUAGUGGCAAUCCUGCUCAUUUUCCACAAGUUUCCAAUAAAAGUGAUUUUCAUACUAUAUUUACCGUUCAACUACACUAACCACAACAUUGCAUAGUCAAGAUAAACCAACUUAACAACGUUUUCUGGAAUGAAUUUUACCCUUUUGCAUUAAAACUGAGAUUAAUAAGAUUAAUAGGAUCGAACCCAACAAAUAAAUAACUUUACAAAUAACACAAAAACUUGUUUAUCCCACGGCGGCCAUUUUUAAACGAAUUUGACAGUUCCUUAGAUUGCCAAAGUUAAAAGACAGCAACAGAGCAGGAAAAGUUACGUAAAUCUUGAGUGAUACACAAUAAUAAGAUGUCAAAUGUCAACUGUAAUUUCAUAAGUGACAUGUUUGAAAUGUACAAGGUGAUAUAAGAAAAAAGUCGUGAAGAAAUUGCGAGAUAUCAUAUCUAAAACGUAAUGUGUAAAAUUUAAUUCAAUGAUUUGAAUGUUGUAUUAUCCGUAAUAAUGACUGAUCACCCUUAUUGUAGUUAUCUAUUCUAUUAUAUAAAGGGUGCAUUCACCCUUUAUCUUAUUGAAUUUCCAAUUUUUUUUCUCAAGAUUUGGUUAUGUAAAAUAAAGUUAAUACUCAAAUUACCAAAUAUUUUAUAACAAAUUGCUCAAAAUAUCAUAUUUUAAUUUUUGAAAAAUCGCUGAAACUAAAUAUUAUCUGUAAAAUGAAACACAUGUUUUCCAUUUUACUUUUAUAUUGGCCAAAAUAAGAAGAUAGGUGAAAAAAACUGAAAUAAGUGCAAAAAAAUCGAUGACACUUUUUUGGUGUCAACAAGUUUGACUGGUAGGCAGGUCCAAUGGCGAGUUCAUAAUAUCCUUGGUAUGAUUAAAAACACGUCAGAGAAAUUGGAUAAAAUCCUUACACAAUUAAAAAUUAACCCUGCGUAUUGCCACAUGAUAAUUGGAAAUUAAUAUAUCAACUGGUUGCUUUUUUGAGAAGGUUCGUGGAUUGUUUCCUAAAUGGAAUGUAAAGAAACCUGACCACUGAAGAACUAAAAGAUAAGCUUAAGAAAAUGAUCAAGAAAUUGAAAUUACAUACAUUUACGUUCAUUUUACAGUAAGAAUUUGAAGCAUUCUAUAUUAUUUCUCUGAAAUACUUUGCAUAUGAAUCUAAAGGACCGUCUUCAAUGCCUAAAUACAUUUAUCAGGGAAUAUAUUCAACCGAUUCAAAAUCUGUUCGUGUCGAAGCAUUGUCAAUUAGGACUAAGAACGAAGCGAGCCGAAUGGAACCGCAUACGUGCGAGACAGGCCUAACAUUCUAAGAUAAGAUAAGAUAAGAUCGAAUGUACGGGCCGGGUCGAUUCCAUGCACUUAUUAUUUCCUAUAACCAAGUCAAAUACCUAAUUAAACUGCAGUUAAUUUUCUGGUUAAACAUUUUCACAAAAAUUUUGACUAAAUGUUAUUCGAUUUAUAAAUAUUCGAAACAUGUUUGUCACUUUAUAUUUCUUAGUAUUUCAAGUGUUCGGUUUAUCUAAACCAAUCACUGAUUACAUUAUACUUCAAAACUGUCUAUAA
Messenger RNA from Diorhabda sublineata, 11626 nucleotides. RefSeq lists its product as uncharacterized. Bases 342 to 1319 code for a protein of 325 amino acids. The record is from RefSeq and is a predicted model, not a curated record. NCBI's taxonomy places the organism in Eukaryota, Metazoa, Arthropoda, Insecta, Coleoptera, Chrysomelidae. Gene Ontology annotation, molecular function: protein binding. The transcript is spliced from 7 exons.